Molecule: messenger RNA, 2211 nt
Organism: Cylindrotheca closterium
Lineage: Eukaryota; Bacillariophyta; Bacillariophyceae; Bacillariales; Bacillariaceae
Source: the annotation of a GenBank genome assembly
AUGGCCAAAGGGUCUCAGAAAGAGCCGGCAAAGCCUCCCCGAGAUUGGACUGCGGAGCUUCAAAGUGACUAUGAGAGAAUCCUUACUGUUGGAGAAGAGUGCAUAGCUGCAUCUGAGCUGAAAGCUUUGAUGACUGCAAAAGGCAGAGGUUCCGACCAAGCCGGUUUCAAUCUCUAUGACGGUUUUGAACCGAGUGGUCGUAUGCAUAUUGCACAGGGAGUCUUUAAGGCAAUGAAUGUCAACAAAUGCACCGCGGAGGGUACCAACGCAACUUUCAUCUUCUGGGUUGCAGAUUGGUUUGCACUGAUGAACGACAAGAUGGGGGGAGAUCUUGAAAAAAUCAAGACCGUAGGGCUCUACUUAAUCGAGGUGUGGAAAGCAGCUGGAAUGAACUUGGAAAAUGUGGUAUUUAAGUGGGCAUCAGAAGAAAUCACCAACAAUGCCGACAAGUACUGGCCGAUAAUGCUAGAUGUUGCUAGAAGGUUCAAUAUCACCCGAGUGAAGAAAUGCUGUCAAAUCAUGGGCCGGUUGGAGGGCUCGCUGACCGCGGCACAAAUCCUCUACCCACUUAUGCAAUGCACCGACGUCUUUUUUCUAAAAGCGAACAUCUGUCAAUUGGGAGUCGACCAAAGAAAAGUCAACAUGCUUGCCCGUGAAUACUGUGAUGCAGCGAAAAUUAAGAACAAACCAAUCAUUCUAAGCCACCAUAUGUUGUUUGGCCUCAAAGCAGGUCAAGAAAAGAUGUCCAAGUCCGAUCCAGAUUCCGCUGUUUUCAUGGAGGACAGUGCCGAAGAUGUCGAACGCAAGAUCAUGAAUGCCUAUUGCCCAACAGAAGAAGAAGCGGACGGCGAAAAGCCGAAGGAAGAAGUGCAAGAUGCUGGAAAGGAAUCGAUGCAUUUGGUCGAGGACAAAAUCAAGAAUCCGUGUCUCGACUACAUUCAACAUAUCAUCUUCAGUCCCCCUGGUGCAUCUUUCAAGGCUGGCGAAAAUACAUACACCAAUUUCCCUGAUGUUCGCACCAAAUUCUUGUCUGGUGAGAUUUCCGAAGCCGAGCUGAAAGAAGCAUUGAUCGCUGCGUUGAACGAGUUGCUGGAACCAGUCCGAACACACUUUACCCAAGAUGAAAAUGCAAAGAACCUUUUGUCUCUCGUGCAGCAAUAUAAGAAAGAGAAACUUCCAAAAGACAGCAAACCGCGGCGGUUGAAUCUAAUUGAGUUGAAAAAAGUGGCAGCCGAUUCCCACCUUGUCUUUGCUCCCCUGCCAAAUGCCGCUCCAAGCCUCCAAGAAGCGAUGGAUGUGCUGACCCAAUUGAAAAGUGGUGGUGAUGCCCCUUCCGUGUUGUAUCUUUCGGAUUGGUCAGCUCGAGUGUGUAGUUGCUGCGACGGCGAUAUCAAGGCAAUCGACGCUUUCUAUACCGUUUUCUUGGCUGCUCUUCGGUCUCUUGACCCACAACUUAUUGCUAAGGUGCAAGUUCUUCGUCAAAGUGAAGCAAUAUUUGCAGAUCCAUCCAAUUAUUGGAUCAGCGUCAUCAAUAUUGGGCGCCACUUCCGUUUGAAUGAUGUCAUGGGUCCUGAUAUGAAAGAUUCUGAAGGAGCAGGUAUUGUCAUUGCCCGACUGAUGCAAGUUGCCGACAUCGCGGGUAUCGAACCAGCGACUUUGUCGUUGGUAAAUGGGGCCAACGCAUCGGCAAUCAUGACGUCCAUGGUGGAAUCAUUCUUCAAAGCAAAAUUGCCGAUGCUGGCUGUUCCAAAAAUUAGCAACAAAGCUGAAAUAAGUUUGCUUUUGCAUCGAAGAGAAUCAGAUGCGCACAUAACAGAGAACGACGAGUACUUCCUGUUGGAUGAUCCGAAGGUUCAUGGUAAAUCAAAGAUGAAAAAAGCUUUUUGCGAACCAAAGAAUAUUGGAUUCUGCCCUCCCAUUUCGUUGGCUUCCGCUUUCACUUUUGAUUUCGCUGAUAGCGACGGGAAGCUCACGAUCAAACGCGCUGCUGAUAAUGGUGGCGAUAUUGUUUUCGAAAACAAGAACGAUCUUGAAGCAAGCUUCACCAACGAAUCGCUUCAUCCGGGCGACCUGAAGACCGCAACAUCUAACAUUAUGGUUGCAAUAUUAGACAAGAUCUCAGCGAGCAUCAAGGGCGACUCUGAAGCCACGAAAGCAUCGAAGGUGUUGAAAGCCAUGGCAAAGAAGCUUUCAAAAAAAGGAAAGAAAUAG